CUGUAGAUGUUUUGACUGAAGACCUGGGAUGAAUUCUUCAUUUCUGUAGAAUAAUGUUUUUCCCUAACUGGCUUAAUAACAAUAUUAUUAUUUUUGUAAAACAAUUACUUAACUCUGACAGGUACUUAAAGUCCUACUCUGAGUUUUACCGUAUCCCAGUUUUCCCCAGGGAAUUUGCCAUUGUUAUGGACGCCGUUCCUAAAGAAGUUCUCCUGCACUUUAAAAGCCAUCUUCAUUCUGGGGAGGACAGGGCUGUACAUAUACAAUGUUCUGUUUCUGAAUCUGCUGUGGGUAAAAUUAGUUUCUCCUCUAAACCUUCCACUAGAAACAAGAAUAUAAGAUCCUUAUUUCAGAAGAACAUUGCUACUGCACCUUAUGUAUCCCACUACUGGACACAGUUUGUUUCUGAUAUCACAUGGAAAAUGGUUUGGACUCUUAUCUUCCAAAUACCUUGUUACCAACAAAGCUUCGUGAUGUGUGCUUCAAACUUAUCCACCGGUGCUACCCUGCAAAAUAAAAGACUUUGUUUAUUAUAUUCAGUCUCAUAUCCUCAAUAGUUUUUCAGUUUUAUGCAGAUGUACUUUUUGGUUUCUACAAUGUCCAUCCUACUGAUGAGAAUCAAUUUGAUCUAAUCUACUGUUAAUUCUAAUUAAAUUUAAUAUCCAUAAAUUAAAAUUUUCUGGCAAAAAGCCCCUAUUUAAUCUGUUCUUAUCUGAAUUACAACACUAUGCAGUAUCUAUGCAGGCCUCCACCGAUCCCAAAGCUGGACAGACUCUUGAAGCCCUCAAAUCCUUUAACUGUAUCCCCUGAAACACUGUCUUAUCUCUGACUGUGCUCCUCGUGUUACAUUUUCUGUCGUUUUUAUCCCCUGUAACCCCAGGCAUUUUUUCGUUUUCUCUCAUUCUAUCCACCUUAUUCCUGGGAGGCGUACUGGGGAAGCGAUUAUGGGUCUUACUUCCGGCACCUGCCGGAAGUAGCAGCCUUUCUUUGUAAUUUGUAGGGUUUUUUGCUAGUCUAUAUUCAUGAUAGAAGUUACAUCUCUCUUUUCGGUUAAGAUACAAUAUUUUGUAAAACUUUGUCUGAAAAAUUAAUGAGAAGUAAAUAUCUUUCUGGUGGACUGGUGCAAUAACCUCUAUUAUCUUGUUCUGACUCAAACAGCUCCAGCAGCCCUCGGAUGACCUUUGGUACGAGACACAGAACAGGGUUUGUGUUGAGCAAAGCUCAACGCCGAGGCAACAGGAAAUAAAAAGCAGCAACUCCAACACUUUUUUAAAAAAAAAAAUCCGAUCUGAGGCCCAGAAUACAUGACUCAAGAGUGUGCAAUGAUUUAUUAAGUGUAUCCUCCAUGUAUUUCUGUAAGACUUUUAGAAAAUGUUGUCCUUUCUCACCUCCUUUUUGCCGACUUCUUACCUCCUACCAGGAUGGCUGAUACUGGACACGAACCCUCUGAUUGGUUUACUUCAAGGACUGGUGGGGGCAUGUGGGAUUUCUGUGCUGUGCUCCCUCUUCAGGGUACAUCUAUUGAUAGAGGAGAGCUGGAAAGAAAAAAAUAAUGAAGGCACAUCAAGUGGGAGGUCAAGCAGUAAGCCAAUGAGAGCUAAACAUGGACUUUUUGGAAUGCUCCAGUUUCUCUUUGUGACUGGGAUACUGGCCAUUGUGGGGUCCCGUGUGGCAUCACUGGUGGUACUGGAAUUCUGCCUGCGAGCCGUCUCUGGCCUGCUUACAGCUGGACCGGAAACCAGGAAGUUUCUGCAGCAGCUGCUAGUGCAAAGCCAGUUCUCCUUGGGCUGUGCCAUCAGCUGCAGUUUGCACUUUCUCCACGAGGGGGCAUCCCAGCGCUGGCUGUGCCUUCUCCUGGCAGCAGCUCUCAGUUGGUAUCUGGCAAAAAAGGCAGCAGCCCUACUGCAUCAUGUCAUUGCUCUGUAUAAGCUGCACAGCUCCCAGCGCUACUGCGGUAUUUGCAUCAGCCUGCUCACAUCAGGCUGCUAUCUGCAGCCCAUGCUUUGCAGGACUAUGAUCAUUGCCUUUUUUGUGGCCGUGCUGGCAGCCGUAUCGAUCAUCAACCAACAGUUUCUCUCUGCAACCGAGGCCUUGAGGUUCUGGACACCGCUGACUAUCUGCUACACAUUGUUGGUGGUGUACAUGCAGGAAGAACAGCAUCGUCUGCCGAGCAGCCAGGCUGUCCUCAAUGCAGUUGUCGUGCGUCUCGGGGGUUUGAUGGUCCUGAUGCUUACUGUGGGAUGCUGGGCCGAUGUUUUCCACAUCCUAAUAUGUUUCCUCGGUGAGGCCAGCUGUCUCAUCCCAAACAUGGAUCUGCUGGAUGCAGCAUCCUCGCAGGACGAAGAGGAUUUUAUAAACUAUGCAAGAAGAGAUCGUCGACAAACAUCACAAACACACGCGAAGCAGCAUCCGAGAUAGCAUGGACUAUUCUGAAGAGGUCAUAAUAUGUAAACAUCAGAUUUUUGCAAUGUUUACUUAGACCUGUACUGUUAUUAUACUGCAAUUUGUCAUAAAAUUCCUCCCAUGUUAUUUAAUGCAGUUGCUCCGCAGAAGUGACAAUAGAUCACUACUAGCCCUACCUACUACACUUACAAUUUUUAUGAAUGAAGUCAGAAAUUUGACAUAAUACCUGAAAAUAUGGUUAAUUGGAAAAAAA
This is a messenger RNA of Xiphophorus hellerii (green swordtail), 2656 nucleotides long. RefSeq names its product transmembrane protein 82 (gene tmem82). The transcript has 6 exons. The record is from RefSeq and is a predicted model, not a curated record. Lineage: Eukaryota; Metazoa; Chordata; Actinopteri; Cyprinodontiformes; Poeciliidae. The coding region runs from base 1372 to 2418 and encodes 348 amino acids.